Calypte anna (Anna's hummingbird) is the source of this 1803-nucleotide messenger RNA. It is a transcript of the gene CFAP184, whose product is annotated as coiled-coil domain containing 96. Gene Ontology annotation, cellular component: axoneme; ciliary basal body. Lineage: Eukaryota; Metazoa; Chordata; Aves; Apodiformes; Trochilidae. The record is from RefSeq and is a predicted model, not a curated record. Bases 1 to 1803 code for a protein of 600 amino acids. Gene Ontology annotation, biological process: cilium assembly. The transcript is spliced from 2 exons.
AUGGAGGAGGCGGAGGGAGGGCCGGGGACCGAGCAGCCGGGGAUGGAGGGCACCGGGGGGCCGCAGGAGCUGAACAUGGGUGCCCCAGGAGAGUCGCCGGGGCCCGGGGAGCCUGAAGGACCCGGGGAGAUAGAAGGGCCCGGGGAGCCAGCGGAACUGGGGUCGGCUGUGCCGACGGGGCCGAGACCUGAGGAAUCGCCGGGGCCGGAGGAGCCGGGACCCGAGGAGAUGGAGCCGCCAGGGCCCCAGGAGCCCGAAGAGAUGAAGCCUCCGGAACCCGAAGAUGUGAAGCCUCCGGAACCCGAGAAGGCCGAGGAGCUGAAGCCUCCGGGACCCGAGGAGCCCGAAGAGGUGAAGCCUCCGGGACCCGAGGAGCCCGAAGAGGUGAAGCCUCCGGGACCCAAGGAGCCCGAAGAGGUGAAGCCCCCGGGACCCGAGGAGCAGGAGUCCUGCGAGCCCGGGGAGAUGAAGCCACCUGGAUCCGAGAAGCCCGAAGAGAUGGAGCCGCCAGAAGCCCAGGAGCCCUGCGAGCCAGAGGAACCGGGAGUGGAGGAGAUGAAGCCGCCGGGGUCUGAGGAGGCGGCGGCCGAGGAGCUGUCGGAACCGGUGGUGGCGGAGGCUUCCUCAUCGUCCGGUACCGGUCCGGAGGAGGCGGCGGCGGCGAGCGAGUCCCCUCCUGCGGCUGGGGCUGAAGAGCCUCCAGUCCCCCCGGCUGGACCCGAGAGGAGGAGCGGAGAGGAGGCGGAGAAGAAGGAGGAGGAGAAGAAGGAGGAAGAGGAGGAAGAGGAGCCCGAGUCGGUUCGUCUGGAGCGGGAGCAGCUGCUGGAGGAGCAGCGGGAGCUGGCGAGCGAACGGGAGCGGCUGCGCCAGGCCAGUGCCCGGCUCCAGAUGCGGCUGCGGGAGCUGCUGAGGCUGCCGAGGGGCCGGGGGCCUGCGAAGGGCGGUCCGGGCCAGGAGCUGUACGGGCAGACCCUGCUGAGGCUGCGGGAGGUGUGGGAGAGGAGGGAGAGGGAGGCGGAGAUCUGCAGGGAGAGGGAGGAGAGCCGGAGGAAGGAGGCGGAGGAGCGGGAAGCCCGGGCUCGGGCUCUCUGGGAUUCCCUCCAGGCCAGGAAAAAGGAGCUGAGCCUGCUCUGCAUGGGCCGGAGGAGAAGGAGCGCAGGGAUGGAGGUGCUGGAGCGCAUCCUGGCCAAGGAGGAGGAGAAAGAACAGCGAGUGCGGGAGGUCCGUGUGGAAAACAUCAAGCUGAGUAAUGAAAUCCAGAGCCUUGAAACCCUCUGGAAAGCUCAGGGAGAGCUGUCAGAGCAUCAGCACGUUAUGGACCUGGAGAACAUGAAGAAAGAGAACCAGAGACACAGUGAGAAGAUUGACGAGCUCAGUGAUGAGAUCCUGAAGCUCAAAAAGAAAGUCUCAGACACAGUGAACAUCCUCAGCCAGUUCAGGGAGAAACUCCAGUUUGUGGAGGCUGAAAACGAAGGCAGAAAGGCUGAACUGGUGGGCAUUGAGACCACCUUGUCAGAGAAGAGAGAGGUUCUGAGCAAAACCAGGCAGAGCAGAGAGAGACUGAGGAGAGAGAACCUGGCACUGCAGCAGAAGUGUGGCUUGCUGGGGAAGGAGGUUCUGCUCCGGGACUUGGAGGCAAAGGUGGAUGCUGCAGAGCUGCUGAGUCAGCAGCUGGAAGCAGUGAAACGUCACCAUGCUGGGCUGAUCCUCUCCUGUAGGGAGCUUCGGAAUAAAAUCAAGCAAGCCAAUGCCUCUUUGCUUGCUGGGGAUGACUGCAGGAAAGAAGGCACACAAAAGAAAUAA